Molecule: messenger RNA, 5892 nt
Organism: Felis catus (domestic cat)
Lineage: Eukaryota; Metazoa; Chordata; Mammalia; Carnivora; Felidae
Gene: CYP2R1
Product: cytochrome P450 family 2 subfamily R member 1
Exons: 14
Coding region: 2050-3357 (435 amino acids)
Biological process (GO): xenobiotic metabolic process
Cellular component (GO): intracellular membrane-bounded organelle; cytoplasm
Molecular function (GO): heme binding; iron ion binding; oxidoreductase activity, acting on paired donors, with incorporation or reduction of molecular oxygen, reduced flavin or flavoprotein as one donor, and incorporation of one atom of oxygen
Source: RefSeq, a predicted model, not a curated record
GUCCGAAUUCUAGGAACAAAUUUAUGGUUACUAGGACGUUCUUGGAUGUUUGCAUUUGAGGUUUAGGUGUUACCCGUGGGGAUUAGAACGCAGGUGAAGGCCCUUGGCCAGCAUGGGCUCUGGAAAAUAAUGGUGAAAGUGAAUGAAUUAAUCACUAAAAAUCGGUGCGGAGCUUACAGCGCAGAGUGAGCAGUGUCGCCGUGACGGGCCGGGAGCAUCCGCAGCAAACGGAGACUGCGCAGCUGCGGGCCACCCUCCCUUCCAAGGUGCCCUCAGGGUUCUCUGGAGUUGCGUUGCAUUUCUAGGACAUACCCUGGGCCCAAUCUUCAAGAGGCUUCAAAUCCUCACCUCUGGCACCUAGAUAUUUUGCCGCUUCCAGACAUCCAGUCAUAAGUGACUGGGGAGGCACUCUCCAACAAAGGCCUCCAUUCCUUGACACAUGGACCCCUCCACAGCCUGCUGUUGAAUUGAGUGGCCUCAUUUCAUGGCAUCUGGCUUCCCACGAAGGAGAGACUCAAGAGGGAGAGAAGUGUGAGCAGGUGCCACUGAGACUCUGAGAUGCCAGGACAUGGCUUAUCUCUUGCAACAUCAGCAUCUGUAGGGACCAAGGUGUGGACUCCGAUGGAAACUGAUCUGGAAGAAGACUCUGACAUCAUUAAUUAACACACCACGGAAAGAAUCUGACAGAACUGGUAGCCAAGUCCAGAAAACGAAUACCAAAACACUAUGAAUUUGUCAGCAUGUUUGCAGGAGGAUUGAGGAGAAUGGAGGCCCUUAGCUGUUUGCAAGCCCAAAUGGGUCUACUGUGCAGUUUGGUCAGAGUGUCAUGAGGUCCCGGGUCUGGCUACCUCUCCCUAGAUGGGGUCAAAUCCUGCCUCAUUUGUUCCCUAAGGAGCCAGUGGUCAGGAAUCUUCUACUGCUUUUACCUCUGCCCCACAGGCCACCUAGUCCAGAGCUGGUGACGUGGAUACCCGGGAAAAGCAUGCUCGUUCAAAAAGUGGGAAAGCCAGUAUGUCUCCUGACUUUGAAAGUGGUGGCCUUAUGAAGAAGAGGUCCUAGAGUGCAAUGCCCCCUGCUCAUCAAAACCAGGAUUUGAAGAUCUCUAAUUAACUGGAGUGUUCCAAACCACACAGAGAUUCUAGUUUUGGAAGUGUGGAGCCAAGAGCCUUCUAUCAAAGGGCCUAUUCAGAAAGAAAGCAGAAAGAAAAUGACAUCGUUGCUAGUCUGCUGUAUAUUAAGAUAUUAUCAGAGAGAACUGUGGAACUUGUCCUUGGGGAGCCAUCAAAUCCAGAAUCCAGAGGUCCUCAAAGAGACCUACAGGUUUUUACCAGCAUAACUGUACAUUGAAGAAAAGGAAAUAAUCUGAUCUUUUAGAGACUACUGGAUGCUGACUCCAAACUGACACUAACUCCAGGGGACCUGGAACAUCACUGUGGCCAUGAAGUCAGAAUAUAUGCUUGUGUAGGUCAGGUGAUCAAUGGAGUUUUAGCUCAGGUCCAUUUCACUGUGGGUCCAGUGGGUCUCCGAACCCAUUCUGUGAUUAUUUCCCCAUUUCCAGAAUUUAUCAUUGGAAUAGACCUACUGAGAACUUGCAAAAUCCUCACAUUUGUUUCCCGAACUGUGGAGUAAGGGCUUCUGUGAUGGAAGAGGCCAACUGAAAGUCAUCAGAACGGCCUCUACCUAGGAAAAUAGUGAAUUGAAUGCAAUACCGCAUCUUUGGAGGAAUCAUAGAGAUUGGUGCCACCAUCAAGGACUUGAAAGAUACAAGAUUGGUGAUUGUCACACAUCCCUAUUUAAUUUUCCUAUUUGAACUGUUCAGAAGAAAGAUGGAUCUUGGAGACUGACAGUGGAUUGUGGUAAGCUUGACCAGCUGGUGACUCUGACUGCUAUUGCUGCACCAUCUUUUCAUGCUCUCAGACAUCGGCACUCCUGGUUCUUGGGCCUGUGGACUCAGACUUACACAUCGGCUCCCCAGUUCCUCAGGACUUCAGACCUGGACUAAAUUAUACCACCAGCUUUCCUGGUUCUCCAGUUUGCAGAGAGCAGAUCAUGAGUCUUCUCAGCCUCCAUCAUCAUAUCUUCAGUUUAGAUCUUGGAGGAAUAUCAACUGUGGUUUUAAAUGGCUAUGAUGUAGUAAAAGAAUGCCUUGUUCAUCAAAGUGAGAUUUUUGCAGACAGACCAUGCCUUCCUUUAUUCAUGAAGAUGACAAAAAUGGGAGGCUUACUUAAUUCCAGAUAUGGUCGAGGAUGGAUUGAUCACAGAAGAUUAGCUGUAAAUAGCUUUCGCUAUUUUGGAUAUGGUCAAAAGUCUUUUGAAUCUAAAAUCUUAGAAGAAACCAAAUUUUUUAUUGAUGUUAUUGAAACAUACAAAGGUAGACCUUUUGACUUGAAACAAUUAAUAACAAAUGCUGUUUCAAACAUAACUAAUCUGAUCAUUUUUGGAGAACGAUUCACUUAUGAAGACACUGAUUUUCAGCACAUGAUUGAGUUAUUCAGUGAAAAUGUGGAACUGGCUGCCAGUGCCUCCGUCUUCCUGUAUAAUGCCUUUCCAUGGAUUGGCAUCUUACCUUUUGGAAAACAUCAACAGCUAUUUAGAAAUGCAGCUGUGGUCUAUGAUUUUCUCUCCAGGCUUAUUGAAAAAGCUUCCAUCAACAGAAAGCCUCAGUUACCUCAGCAUUUCGUUGAUGCUUAUUUGGAUGAGAUGGAUCAAGGUAAAAAUGACCCAUCAUCUACUUUCUCCAGAGAAAAUCUUAUUUUUUCCGUGGGUGAACUCAUCAUUGCUGGAACCGAAACUACAACCAAUGUGCUACGGUGGGCAGUUCUUUUCAUGGCCCUUUAUCCUAACAUUCAAGGACAAGUUCAGAAAGAGAUCGAUUUAAUUAUGGGACCCACUGGGAAGCCUUCUUGGGAUGACAAAUGCAAAAUGCCUUAUACCGAGGCAGUUUUGCAUGAAGUUUUAAGAUUCUGUAAUAUAGUGCCAUUAGGGAUUUUCCACGCAACCUCUGAAGGUGCAGUCGUACGCGGUUAUUCCAUUCCUAAAGGCACGACAGUAAUUACCAAUCUUUAUUCUGUACACUUUGAUGAAAAGUACUGGAGAAACCCAGAAAUAUUCUAUCCUGAGCGUUUUCUGGACAGCAGUGGCUAUUUUGCCAAGAAAGAAGCUUUGGUUCCUUUUUCCUUGGGGAGAAGACACUGUCUUGGAGAACAGCUGGCUCGGAUGGAAAUGUUCCUGUUUUUUACAACAUUGCUUCAGAGGUUUCACCUGCAUUUUCCACAUGAACUGGUUCCAGAUCUGAAGCCCAGAUUAGGCAUGACAUUGCAACCCCAGCCCUACCUCAUCUGUGCAGAAAGGCGCUGAAAGUGCGUGGAUGUUUUCUGGGAAAAGGCUAUCUGGUUGCCUUUUACCUCUGAACCUUGUUUAUCUAAUCAGUGUGCGCGUUUGGACAAAAAUCACAGCAUCAUAAAGCCAAAUGAACACAGGUGUGUCUUUGAAAACAGUACUAAAGCAAUAAUAAGCAUUAGCUGUGUUUUUUUUAAAGCUUUUAUGACUUCUAGGGCAGAAUUAUCUGUGGAGGAAAACAAAGGUGCAAAUGACAGGUGUUGCUUAAGUAAGAAGGGCCGUGGAUGCCCUAAGCAGAGCCUGACUUUUCAGCCUCUUCUUGAACACCACGUACUUCUCAUCCUUUCUUAAUUCCAUCUUGCUCUGGUCCUGGGGUCCCUGUUUCCGAAUGCCAGUGCCAGCCCCCUUCUGAUCAGGUAUCAUCAUUAACGGGUAGUGUGGUAUGCGUCCAGUUUAAUAGAGGACUGAAGGAGAAAUUAGAACCCAAAUAAAGGAGUUUGGAGUACAGAGGUAUUUUAGACAUGGUGGCAGAUAAUAGAAGAAAUAUCUACAUAUUUUAGAACCUGCCAAUGCUUUCAAGUCUUGCUCCCUACUAUACCUUCAUAAGAAUUGUGUCAUCUCCUUAUAAAUGAGGGUCCCUGUGACCCCUGAGUAUUCAUCCUCAUAGCAUCAGUUCCGUAGAAGGAAAUUGCAAUAAUGUAAUUACAAUAAAAAUGACCCCCAGAAAGUGAUUAUUAAUUCUUCACAGGCACAGACAUUUUUCCUAGUACCACUCUUUUCCUAAACCAGGCACAGGUCCUAAAGGUUGAAUCAUUUUACUUGUAGAGGUCUCUAGUCAUUUCCUUGGAUUGCUGUAUUUUCCUGAAGAUAAUACUAUAUAAAUCCAAAAAAAAAAAAAAACAUGCUUUAGAGUCAGGGUAAAUGUAUACAUUGGGACACUUCAGAGUGAUGGGCUUCUGUUAAUAAUGAUGCCAGGAAAAUGUGUGAACUGUGACUGUCCUGAUCAAACUGCUCUGUGUAUCUACCCGUAUAUAGUUUUUUAACAAGAUUUCUUCCAAGAUUAUACAUCAAGGGUUUCUGCUCGUAUAACUUGGCUCAUGAGUACUUGCAGCCUUGUAUGUAUAUAUACAACAAUGACUUCUGUUAAGAAUAUGAAUUUAGGGGUGCCUCAGUGGCUCAGUUGGUUAAGCGUCUGACUCCGGAUCUCAGCUCAGGUAUUGAUCUCAGGGUCGUGAGACUGAGCCCUACAUUGCUCUGUGCUGGGUGUGGAGCCUACUUAAAAGAAAAAAAAGAGAGAAUAUGAAUUUAACCUUAGUAACUUCAUCUGUUGAAUAUUUCCAAGUGUGAUGCAUCAGGAGUCUUUGCCUUUCUGGCUUAUUAAGAUGUUUCUGGUUGCAGGAGGGAAAAAGUCCUGGGUAGAUACACUUCAAUGGGACAUUUGGAGGUAGUAUGGCAGUUUUAGGGUGAGUAUGUCCUACGUGCUCCAUACUACAAAGAUCUGCUUGCUCACAUCCCUCGAUUUGGCUUCCCAGAUGGCAUCAGCUUUAUCUUAAGGCAGACUCGUGGAAGUACAUGUGCUUUGUUCUCCUCCUUGUAGAGACAUGGGAGCUUUUCAGAUAUUCCCCCAGAACUGUUCUUUGUGUCCCAUUGGUCCUAACUAAGUUACAUGCCCAUCUUUUAAAACUCUGUCUUUUGAGUGGGAUUAUGGUUCACUUAGGCCUGACUUCUAGAGCCCGUGAUGGAGUUGGCUUCUCCCAAAGUACAUGUGCUACCCUGGGGAAGUAUAGUUACCUAAACAGAAAUAAGGAGAGUUAUGAAGAGAAGAGGAACUCCUGACUAGCAGACCAAUUACAAUGUCCACUUCACUGCCCCCUGACCACUUGCUAGGCCCAGCAGCUAUCCUACCUGCCUCCCUGCCUCUAGACAGAUGUGUUCAUUCAAGUUGCUUUUUGAUCUUUCUCUUCCUUUGAUGAGCAAAUCUCUCAUCCCUGGGCCUCCUGCUUACUGUCAUAUCUCCUCUGAAUGCCUGAGGUGAACUUCUGAGACUGGAGAUUCUGGAGGGUUGGUGGUCUUAGCAAAGAAAUUUACUGAACUGGAAUGGAUUGUAAUCAAAAUUAAGGAGGCUUCUUUUGCUCCUGAAUGCUACCACUAUUUCUUUUAGGAUGACCUUCAUAAACCUACAGAGAAUGAAAAACAUACUGUUUAUUUUCUUUACUUUGUACCCAUUUCUUACGUUACAUUUUUUCUUACUGAGGUCAGUGCGAACUUGACAAAAUCAUUUAAAAAUGUAGAUUCAUAACUUGUUAAAUGUAAAAGAGCUUUCAUCUCAUUGUGCUCAUUUUAUAGCCAAAGAAAUAGGAGUUCAGAGGGAAAAUGAUUCCUGUAGUUCAUAGCAGACACAUGUCCUUCAUCCCUAUGCUUUUUACUCCUAAUGAUUUAUACUGUGCUUUACAGUUUAUAAGGUUGUUUUUCAAUAUACUGUCAACUCUUGACUAUUUGGAGCCAAUUAACUGUGGUAAAAAAUAAAAUGCUGCCGUUUUUGAAAACUAUAAA